AUGUCUCGAGUCGAUACCCCAGACGGAAACCCCGCAGCGAAUGGAUCAGCCGAUCGGACGCCUCCAGUUCAUUUGUUCGUGAAGCAUGAUCUUGAACCCUACAAGGGCGAGAUCGUCGAUGCCUGGAAACGUGGAGAAACGAUUGAUAACAUCGUGAAGUUCCUCGCGACCAAAGGCAUCAAGAUUAGCAGGUCGACUUUCCAGCGUCGAAUCACACUAUGGGGGAUAACUCGUCGCUACAAGAACAGCGUCCGUCUCGAACUCAUCCGCCGUACGAAUACAGCCGCCCAAGCAGGAGAUCCCAGACUCGGACGAUUCCUCUUCAUCUCCAUCUUCAUCAAGUACACCGACUGCCGAAUCAUCACCAAGUAG
Molecule: messenger RNA, 372 nt
Organism: Colletotrichum karsti
Lineage: Eukaryota; Fungi; Ascomycota; Sordariomycetes; Glomerellales; Glomerellaceae
Exons: 3
Coding region: 1-372 (123 amino acids)
Source: RefSeq, a predicted model, not a curated record